CCAACCUAAACUAACGCUAGUCAAAUCACAACAAUGAAGACUCCGCCGCUGCCACCACCUCGGCCACCACCACCUCCUCCUAUUCCCCAAUAAAUAUCACACAAAUCAACACAACGCUCUCACACGUACAGAAGAGGCAAAACCAAGCUUCAGAGAGACAGAGAGGCUACCCGCAGCCACCUCCCUCACCGCUGCAAUGUCGAUUCCCGCCACCCUCCGGUUCACAUCAUCACCACCGCCGCCUUCCUUCUCCAAUCCCAACCCUUUCUCAUCACCAACUUCCUUCGUCUUCUUCAGCUCGAAAAAUCCGAAAUCCCUCUCUCUCAUCCUAUACCCUAACAAGCAUUCCCUGUUCACGACCCUGUCCCCAAAUGCCGCCUCAACCAACAGCGAGAUCAAUGUCAAAUUGGUCACCGAAGGGGGCGGCGGAGACAACGGAGACGGAGUCGGAGGGGGCGGCGGAGGCGGAGGCGGAGAUGACAGUUAUGGGAGUGAAGGCGAUAACAACAAGAGGAGGAACAGGAAGGAAGCGCUGAUGGCCUUGGCUGAGGCGGGAAGGAGCCUCGAGAGCUUGCCCAACGACUUGAAAGCUGCGGUGGAAGACGGCAGAGUGCCUGGAUCGAUUAUUUUGAGGUAUUUCGAUCUCGAAAGCUCUGGAUUUCUAUCAUGGUUAAUGAAGUUCGGCGGAUUCAAGGAGAGGUUGUUGGCUGACGAUCUCUUCUUGGCUAAAGUUGGCAUUGAGUGUGGCGUUGGAUUAUUCACCAAGACUGCUGCAGAAUACCAGCGUCGCAAGGAAAACUUUUUCAAUGAGCUGGAAGUUGUAUUUGCUGAUGUGGUGAUGGCUAUAAUAGCAGAUUUUAUGCUUGUCUAUCUUCCGGCUCCUACUGUCUCUCUGCGUCCUCCUCUUGCUCUGAAUGCUGGACGCAUUGCUAAGUUCUUUUACAGCUGCCCAGCUAAUGCGUUUCAGAUUGCUUUGCCUGGAUCCUCAUUUUCAUUGAUGCAGAGGAUAGGUGGCGUAGUGCGGAAUGGUGCAAAGCUGUUUGCUGUUGGCACUACUUCGUCUCUGGUUGGUACAGUCGUGACAAAUGCAUUGAUAAAUGCUCGUAAAGCUGUCAAGGACUCAGAUCGAGAUGAUGUGGAGAACGUUCCGGUCAUAAAAACAAGCGUAGCUUAUGGUGUUUACAUGUCUGUAUCAAGCAAUCUUCGAUACCAGAUUCUGGCUGGUGUUAUCGAGCAACGCUGCUUAGAACCAUUGCUUCACCAACACAAGUUGUUCUUGAGUGCAAUUUGCUUCGCUGUGCGAACAGGCAACACGUUCUUAGGCUCACUACUGUGGGUGGAUUAUGCUCGUUUUAUUGGAAUACAAUAGGCUCAGUCAGUAUCAAGAAUCGCAGGCAGAAAAUACAUGCCUUUGCCUCCAUUCUGAUGUGCAGUGGUUGAAUGUGGGACUUGUGAUCAUAAACACCACUUGUUUGGUGGCUGAGAAUACAAGGACUUGGUGUAGUUAAUUUUCAAGAUAAAUGAAAUAUGUAUGGUUGGCGUGUGCAAAUUUGAAAUUUGCAAGAGGAGAUCAUGUCUUUUUAUCUAAAUAUUCCAUUAUAAAUUGCUAGAUAGAUUUUAUUUUCUCAGCCAAUUCAGAGUAUGAGCAGACACUAGUACAUGAAAAAAAUAAAAUAUUUGUGUAUCUAUUCA
Messenger RNA from Salvia miltiorrhiza (redroot sage), 1692 nucleotides. RefSeq names its product protein RETICULATA-RELATED 4, chloroplastic-like. NCBI's taxonomy places the organism in Eukaryota, Viridiplantae, Streptophyta, Magnoliopsida, Lamiales, Lamiaceae. The coding region runs from base 197 to 1369 and encodes 390 amino acids. The record is from RefSeq and is a predicted model, not a curated record. The transcript is spliced from 8 exons.